AACGCCAUGGUGGCCGCAUAUGCCCUGAAUGGCAAUGUGAUUGGCUGCCGGCGUUUGUUCGACGCGAUGCCGUCCAGGGACGUGGUGUCGUGGACGGCUGUGAUCACCGCGUUUGCUCAUUGUGGCGAGGGCGAGAAAGCCCUCGAUCUGUUCUUGGCCAUGGCGCUCGAGGGAUGCGAUCCAAAUGAGGUGACAUUCCGGAGCGUCUUGAGCGCCUGCGCCUACAUCGGCUCCGUGGAUCGCAGCAGGGAUUUCUUUCUUCUCGUGACAGGGGACUUUGGGAUCGCGCCGGGCAGGGAUCACUUCGUCUACAUGAUCGAUAUCUUCGGCCGUGGCGGGCAGCUGGAGAAUGCCGAGGAAUUGCUGCGCGCGAUGCCGUUUGCGCCGGAUGCUCUGGGCGGAUUGCGGAUCGAGCGCUGAGGCUAGAUCCUCGCACCGGAUCGACGUAUGUGCUGCUGGCAAAUCUGUCCAAGAGCGUUUUUAAAAUGGGAAUUGGCGGCAUAGUAACUUAGCAGUUCCAAGGUUUGGUUUUGACUCAUUAUUUGCAAGGUUUGCUUUUGUUUUUUAUUGAAAAUCAGCUGUGCUUACGAAA
Messenger RNA from Selaginella moellendorffii, 592 nucleotides. Its product is annotated as pentatricopeptide repeat-containing protein At4g14050, mitochondrial-like. The transcript is spliced from 2 exons. Gene Ontology annotation, molecular function: protein binding; RNA binding. NCBI's taxonomy places the organism in Eukaryota, Viridiplantae, Streptophyta, Lycopodiopsida, Selaginellales, Selaginellaceae. The record is from RefSeq and is a predicted model, not a curated record. Gene Ontology annotation, biological process: RNA modification. The coding region runs from base 7 to 420 and encodes 137 amino acids.